Monodelphis domestica (gray short-tailed opossum) is the source of this 2162-nucleotide messenger RNA. The record is from RefSeq and is a predicted model, not a curated record. Lineage: Eukaryota; Metazoa; Chordata; Mammalia; Didelphimorphia; Didelphidae.
CGGUAGGGUGGAGAGAGCAACCUCAGUGGAGUCUCGAGGGCACCGCAGACAGGGCUUCCCGAUUCCAUGCAAGCUUCUUCCCCACCCAGCCCUCUGAGCUCCCACACCAGUCUCCCUUAGCCCAGGAGGCAUCCUACUCGGUGGACAGCUCCCUUCUGGAUUCAGAAGGCUCCUGCCAGCUCACUUCGCAUUCCCAGCACACAACACGGCAUGAGUUUGUUGCAAAGGCAGAGACACUGAGCUCUGAUAACCCAGGCCACCUCGGGGCCACCUGGAGUGGCUGGACUAACAGAGCCAUAGAGCCCUUCCUGGUACGGACAGCCGCAGUACCCGGAGAGAAGGCGCUCCCGCGGCGAGAGAACAAAGUUUGCGCAGCUCAGCCAUGGCCUCGAGCAGCCAUCAAGAAAUUGGUACCUUCGGGGUGUGGGACUAUUUGGUUUUCGCGGGGAUGCUGUUCAUCUCCGCAGCCAUAGGCGUGUACUAUGCCUUCCGCAGAGGCGGCCAGCAGACCCCGAAAGACUUCAUGAUGGGUGGCCGGAAGAUGACAGCGAUGCCAGUGGCUCUGUCCCUCACCGCCAGUUUUAUUUCAGCCAUCGCUGUUCUGGGGACUCCCUCUGAGGUCUACCGCUUUGGGGCCAUAUUAAGUAUAUGGGCUUUCAGCUACGUCUUAGUGGUCAUUAUCACUGCCGAGGUUUUCCUCCCAGUCUUUUACAAGUUGGAAAUUACCAGUACCCACGAGGUAAGGAGACAUCUCUGCACACUGCGCUUCUUUCUGGGUUUGAGGAAAGUGUAGAAAAAAGCUAAUCGCACUUAAUUUUUCACUUUAUACCUGGAAAAGGUGUUAGAGGUCACCUGGCCCAACCCUUCUCAAACCAUGGGCAAACCAGAGCAAACUCUGGUCUACAAGAGUGACUUGCUCAAGGUCAUACAAGUGGCAAGUAGCAUAAGUCUUCUUACCUCCAGUCUGAACCUUUCUUAUGCCCCCUCUGCUGCCUUCCCAUAUAUCAGAAGCCAUUCCCUUUCCUUCUUAACCAUCUUGUGGUCAACCUUGUUGUUUCAGUGGGAAGUAAUUUGUUGUGAUUGUUUGUUUUAAUGAGCUCUGCAAAUCUCCUGUCCCUUGAAACAUGAACUUUUGUUCUGGGGACAUCAUACCGCACUGGCAUCAGAGUCAGAGUGGACUGUGCAAAUACAAUCCCUAUUCCAUUUUUGUGAGGAGAAGAGAACUGGGCUGGGUGUGCAGAGAGGUGGUCUUUGGCCUAAAUUUCCUCAUUCUGGCUUCCACAAGAAAAUGAAGCACUGAGUCACUAGUGCUAGUCUCAACAGUGGCAACCUGUGCCUCCCCUGUGAAGCCAGUUCCUACCUAAACACCUACUGACUUCUUCCGUUUUCUGUGAAAAGAGGAGUGAGAAAAAUUACCCUGCUCUCACCUUAUAGCUGCACAAAGGUAGUAUGACUCACUGGAUAGGCAUAUUCAGGAAGAUGGGGGUUCAAGCCUUGCCUCUGACUGUGAGCUCUUCCAUUAGACUGUGAGCUAUUUGAGAGUGGAGGCUGACUUUUGCCUUUCUUUUCAUUAGGAGAACUUAGCACAGUCUGCUACUUAGAGGUCUUCCCCCCACCCCCCAAUUUUUAAUUGUUUUGCAAAAUACACAUCCAUGUUGCUUAUCAUUGUAAGAGCAAAGUCAUACAUAACCAAAACCCCAAAAUAAAACCAAAAAUACACUGAUCUGGAGGUUGAUUCCAACAGUUUCUUCUCUGGAGGUGGAUAGCAUUCCCCAUGCUAAAUCCUUCUGGAUUGUCCCAGAUCAUUGCAUUGCUGAAAGUAGCCAUGUUUUCACAGAUAAUCAUCAUCCAAUAUUACUCUUACUGUGUACAAUGUUCUUCCAGUUCUGCUGAUUUUGCUCUUCAUCUGUUCUCUCUGAUUUCCCAGCUAUUUCUGAAAUCAUCCUGCUUAUCAUUUCUUAGAGCAAAAUAAAUAGUAUUCCAUCACCAGCAUAUACCACAAUUUGUUCAUGCAUUCCCCCUAUUGAUGGACACUCCCACAGAGGUCUUAAUAAAUGCUUAUUGCAUGAUGAAAUUAUUAGUUGUGUGACCCUGAGCAAGUAAUUUAAUAUCUCAAUGUUUCCAAGCUUCUCUCUAAGACAUGAAGUUGCAGAGAUAUCUAA